CCCGCCCCCCGGCGCGCGGCUGGAAGAUGGCGGCGGAGCUGGCGCUGCUGGAGCGGUGGCUGGGGCUGCGCGCGCGCGCGGCGGCGGGGCCCGGCGGCCGGGCACCCGUGCUGCAGACCCAGGACGGCCCCAGCCUGCAGGGCCUGAGCACCAUCGCGGCUCACCUGGUGAGGCAGGCCGACCAGGAGCACCUGCUGGGGAGCACCGCCGAGGAGAAGGCCCUGGUGCAGCAGUGGCUGGAGUACAGGGUCACGCGCCUCCAGAGCCACGCCAGCAAGGAGGACGCCCGGGCGCUGCUGAAGGACCUGAACGCCUACCUGGAGGACAAGGCCUACGUCACGGGACACCGCCUCACGCUGGCCGACGCCCUGCUCUACUACGGGCUGCACCGCUUCAUCGUGGAGCUGACCGUCCAGGAGAAGGAGAAGUACCUCAACGUGUCGCGCUGGUUCUGCCACGUCCAGCACUGCCCAGGCCUGCGGCAGAACCUGCCCGCCGUGGUGUUCGUCAGGAACAGGCUGUACGCGCCCGUCCACUAGAGCCCCGGAGGCCGCUGGCGUGCCGCCCACUG
Messenger RNA from Sorex fumeus (smoky shrew), 571 nucleotides. It is a transcript of the gene EEF1E1, whose product is annotated as eukaryotic translation elongation factor 1 epsilon 1. Gene Ontology annotation, cellular component: nucleus; cytoplasm; aminoacyl-tRNA synthetase multienzyme complex. Lineage: Eukaryota; Metazoa; Chordata; Mammalia; Eulipotyphla; Soricidae. The record is from RefSeq and is a predicted model, not a curated record. The coding region runs from base 27 to 539 and encodes 170 amino acids. Gene Ontology annotation, biological process: positive regulation of DNA damage response, signal transduction by p53 class mediator. The transcript has 4 exons.